ACAGACCUAUCUGGGCUGAUAAGUGACAAGACCUUCACUUGGUAAACCCUCAGAGUUCCUAAUAAAGUAAUAAUAUGCCGCGAAAUUUAUCUGCCAACUGUCGGCGAAUAAUCAUCGCCGUUUCCACCAUAGCGACUUUCCUCGUCUUCGUGCCCAUCCCCGAGUUCAACUCCAACUCCAAACUAGAGGCCACUCCAGAGAUCAUCCCCGAGUUUAACUCAAACUCUAAACUAGAGGUGACUCCAGAGAUCAGUUACUCCCGGAACUCUGCUAACUACACCAAGUAUGUAGACCGGUCUAAUUACAUCAAGAACCUCUGCUCCACCAACCACCCCGUCAAUCACGUGACAAGCCCACAAGAUAUCAUCAACAUGAGUCCCGAACUAGAUGUGUUCUGGUGUCCGCUCUUCAAAGUGGGCAGCAGUCAGUGGGUCAAACUAUUCUGUGGAGUUGCAGACUUGUCACAACCAGAACAUAUCAACCCCGGAGUGCAUGAGCCGUUGUUACACGAACAGCUACCUUGUAACAUACAUGUUCUGAGGGCCCACAACGGGCACUGCAAGGAGCAGGCUUGUGUGGGCUCACAAACUUCCUUCAUGGUGGUCAGGGACCCAGUGGCUAGGUUCCUCAGCGCUUUCCGUAGCAAGUGGGAACUGGCAAAUGAGAACACUGGGUUUUAUUGGAAUGAGAGGGGUGGUCGUCAAGCAGUCUCCGCAUUCCGACACGUUAAUACCUUACUUUAUAACAAGAACCCUCACGAACUGAUGCAGGAAGCUAAUACUGUUAUCAAGAAUAACCGACAUAACCUUCAUAUGAUAGUGGAGAACACGCGCCGUAACAAGAGUUACAUCCUCACCCCAGAGGAACACUACCUGAUCCACAACCAGAGUAACCCUUAUCUUAACCCACCGGGACCUACCCUGCGGGAGCUGGUUAAAUGGGUGCUAUCAGGAGGGAGAGAUAACCACAUCACACCCUUCUAUAAAUACUGUGCACCUUGUACUCUCGACUACGUUAUACUUAAACUGGACAAGUUUCCCGAUGAAGCGUUUGAUUUGUUGGAUAUGAUCGGGCAUCCAGCCCUGAAGCCGGAGAUGAUGGUUCAGUCUGAGACACGGCAGGUGCCUUGGAAGACUGAGGAAUGUAUGAUAAGAUACUACAGAACACUUCCUGUUGAGGAUUUUAAGAAGAUGUAUGAGACUAUGUGGAGAGUUGACUGUGAGUUGUAUCAGUAUCCUUGUCAGGAGUUCUAUGAUAAAGUUAUUGAGAUGGGACCAAGUGAUGAAGAUUUUGUGCUUUGUUGAGACUAUGGUAACUAUGGUAACUAUGGUAACUAUGGUAACUAUGGUAACUAUGGUAACUAUGGUAACUAUGGUAACUAUGGUAACUAUGGUAUCCUUGUCAGGAGUUCUAUGAUAAAGUUAUUGAGAUGGGACCAAGUGAUGAAGAUUUUGUGCUUUGUUGAGACUUUGCUAUACAUUAU
This is a messenger RNA of Bolinopsis microptera, 1483 nucleotides long. RefSeq lists its product as uncharacterized. The record is from RefSeq and is a predicted model, not a curated record. Gene Ontology annotation, molecular function: sulfotransferase activity. Gene Ontology annotation, cellular component: membrane. The transcript has 2 exons. The coding region runs from base 75 to 1304 and encodes 409 amino acids. Gene Ontology annotation, biological process: carbohydrate biosynthetic process. Lineage: Eukaryota; Metazoa; Ctenophora; Tentaculata; Lobata; Bolinopsidae.